CCUUCAUCAGAUCAGGAACCGGGGGACCGAUCUCGAUUUGCCUUAACCAUCCAUAAUGCAAGCUUCUCUUACCCUGGAUCAUCUUCUGCCGUGCUUCAAAACAUUACGGUCAACAUUCCACGGUCGCAGCUCACACAAAUCUCAGGACCUGUCGGCAGUGGAAAGUCUGCACUGCUCCGGGCUAUGCUGGGAGAAAUGGAUCUACUCAGAGGCAGCGUGGAAAAGAAUGUCCGAAAUCCUGCGUAUUGCCACCAAUCACCUUGGCUUCUGAACAGUUCUAUCCGAGAAAACAUCGUUGGGCCCGAUCAAGACCUUGACAUUGAGCUCUACAGGAAAGCACUGUGGGCUUGCGAGUUGGAUCACGAUCUUCGCGAGAUCAUUGAAGGGGAUCACACCAAGGUCGGAAGUAGCGGCGUCACGCUGAGUGGGGGACAGAAACAACGCAUUGCGAUGGCCAGAGCGGUAUAUGCGCGAAAAGAGCUUUUUCUUCUCGACUAUAGUUUCAGUGCGCUUGAUCCCCGCACGGAGGGGAAGGUUGCGCGGCGCCUUCUCGGACCCAAAGGCAUGAUGCGAGAGAACGGACAGACUGUGGUUGCUGCUUCCAACGGAGAAUGGUUGUUACCGUACGCCGAUCGGAUUAUUCUUCUUGACACGAAUGGCAGAAUCCGGGCCCAGGGCUCGCCGGAAGAACUGGCAUCACACUUCACCAUUCCAUCCAAGGGCAACAACAAGAAAGACGACGAUGUCUACAUCUCACACCAAGAAGCUUUGUCAGUCUCGAAUACAUCUUCCGAUAGGAAAGUCCAACAGACCGAACUAGGGGAGCAUAGUUCUGAACAUCGCAAUGUUCCAGUUUAUCGUUCCUAUUUCCGCUCCAUGGGUUUCUGGCGAGGCAUGGUAUUAUGUGCUCUUCUGAUUCUCCAGACGUUUUUUUCCAAGUUUCCCACUGUCUGGCUUCAGUGGUGGUUGGAUAAAGACCCUUCGAGCAUGGGGUCUUCAUACGCGAAGUACAUCGGAGUCUACAGUCUCUUUCAUGCUACAUCCAUGAUAUUCACCCUUCUUGCCGCCUUCCAGCAACUGCGCAUUGUCAUGCCACAAACCAGCCGCUAUUUCCACAGUCGUCUCUUGACAGCUGCUAUGGGAAUGCCAAUGCCGGCUUUCAGCAAGAUUGACACAGGGUCAAUCAUCAACAACAGAUUCAGCCAAGACUUGCAAUUAAUCGACUGGAACCUACCAGUCACGUUUCUGAAUGCCUCGGAAGGUGCUCUCGCGACAUUGGCACAGGUCAUUAUCAUCGCAAGCUCCUUUCCCUACAUCUUCAUCGCAUUCCCAGUUCUCUUCGCCGUUGUGCUCGCCAUUCAGAGGUUUUACCUGCACACAUCGAAGCAAGUACGCGCGAUGGACAUUGAGGCGAAAAGCCCGCUGCUCGAUCACUUUCUCGAGACCAUAAAUGGCCUCCAUACAGUUCGUGCAUUUGGCUGGCAGCACCACAUCCGCAAAAGGCACGACGCGCUUCUUAACGCAUCACAAAGACCCUACUACCAGCGUUUCAUGGUCCAAAGAUGGCUUAACCUCGUGCUCGACAUGGUAGCUGCGGGAGUCGCGAUUCUUGUGGUCGGACUGUCCAUCAGACUGCAAACUCGGUCGACGCUGGUCGGACUCGCACUGGUCAAUGUCAUCUCCCUGAAUGAGACCCUGCAACUGCUGAUCCUUCAAUGGGCGGUGAUGGAGAUUUCACUCGGAUCCAUCACACGUUUGGAAGAAUUCACGGUCCAAGCCAGAACCGAUCGUCUCCUUGAGCAGCAAAGCAACUUUUCUGUCCAGGCGAUUGGAGGUCUGUGGCCCCCGCAUGGCUCAAUUGAAUACAAAAAUGUGACUGCUCGAUACCAAGAUGGUGGUCCCGACGUGCUCAAGAACAUUUGUUUGUCCAUCCCCGCCGGCUCUAAAGUAGGGGUCUGCGGUCGAACGGGCAGCGGAAAGAGCACUCUGAUCUCUGCACUGUUUCAGAUGAUCGACCUCACCUCUGGGUGUAUCGUCAUCGACGGUGUUGACAUCGCAGAGCUCGAUCCCGAAUCGGUCCGCUCGCAUCUGAUUGGUAUAUCCCAGCACAGUUACAUUAUGCCGGGAAUUUCCGUUCGGGAUAAUCUGCAGCUGGGGUGUGUCAACCCAUCGGAGGAUUCUCAACUCAUCGCAGCCCUGCAGAAAGUCAAUCUUUGGGGUUUGGUCUCGGAACGAGGAGGUCUCUCGGCUAUCCUGGACAAUGAGACAAUGUCUGCCGGACAGAGUCAGCUUUUUACUUGUGCGCGAGCCCUCCUGCGGUCUGGAUCGGUAGUGGUGUUGGACGAGCCGGCCAGCAGCCUCACAGCUGAGACGGCGGAUUUGAUCCAACGAGUCAUUUUGGAGGAGUUCAAGGAGCGGACGGUAAUUGCCGUUAUGCACCAGAUUGAAAGGUUACUGGAUUUCGAUACGGUGGUGGUGAUGGGGGAUGGUCGAGUGUUGGAGAUGGGCCAGCCUCGGGAGCUGCAGGAGGGGAAUGGUCUCUUUCGAGGUCUGCUCGACGCAAGUCAAUCAAGUCGAUGA
Aspergillus aculeatinus CBS 121060 is the source of this 2580-nucleotide messenger RNA. RefSeq names its product P-loop containing nucleoside triphosphate hydrolase protein. The record is from RefSeq and is a predicted model, not a curated record. Lineage: Eukaryota; Fungi; Ascomycota; Eurotiomycetes; Eurotiales; Aspergillaceae. Gene Ontology annotation, molecular function: ATP hydrolysis activity; ABC-type transporter activity; ATP binding. Gene Ontology annotation, cellular component: membrane. The annotation marks the transcript as partial. Gene Ontology annotation, biological process: transmembrane transport. The transcript is spliced from 10 exons.